Messenger RNA from Castor canadensis (American beaver), 2653 nucleotides. RefSeq names its product purinergic receptor P2X 5 (gene P2rx5). The record is from RefSeq and is a predicted model, not a curated record. Lineage: Eukaryota; Metazoa; Chordata; Mammalia; Rodentia; Castoridae. Gene Ontology annotation, molecular function: purinergic nucleotide receptor activity; extracellularly ATP-gated monoatomic cation channel activity; ATP binding. Gene Ontology annotation, biological process: calcium ion transmembrane transport; response to ATP. Gene Ontology annotation, cellular component: plasma membrane.
GCGCGCACCCGUGCGGGGAGGACGGCGGGUGGUGGUACUGUGUCAGCGCAGGCAGCGGUGGCAAGGUCGCAGGCUGCAGCUCUGCUCCCCGGCAGCGCGGCCCGUUCCAACACUCGCGUCCCGCGCGGCAGCGCCGACGCACAGCGCCCCGCCGGCCGCCGGGCAGCGGGAGGCGGCGGCUCCCAUGCGGCACACGUGGGGCUGGACGCUCGGCAGGCCCGGGUGAGCCUGCGGCAUGGGGCAGGCAGGCUGGAAGAGCCUCCUUCUGUCGCUGUUCGACUACAAGACCGAAAAGUAUGUGGUCGCCAAGAACAAGAAGGUGGGGCUACUCUACAGACUGCUGCAGCUCUCCAUCCUGCUCUACCUGGUGGUAUGGGUGUUCCUGGUGAAGAAGAGUUACCAAGAUACUGACACCUCAUUGCAAAGUGCUGUUGUCACCAAAGUCAAAGGCGUGGCCUAUACCAACACCUCUGCGCUUGGGGAGCGGCUCUGGGAUGUUGCUGACUAUGUCAUCCCAUCCCAGGGGGAGAAUGUCUUCUUCGUGGUCACCAACCUGAUCGUGACUGCCAAUCAACGGCAGGGCAUCUGUGCUGAGCGUGAAGGCAUUCCUGAUGGCAAGUGUUCUCAGGACAACGACUGCCAUGCUGGGGAGCCUGUUAUAGCUGGGCAUGGAGUGAAGACUGGCCGCUGUCUGCGAGUGGAGAACUCAACCAGGGGCACCUGUGAGAUCUUUGCCUGGUGCCCAGUGGAGACACAGUCCAGGCCAACGGAGCCACUCCUGAGGGAGGCUGAAGACUUCACCAUUUUCAUAAAGAACUUCAUUCGCUUCCCUAAGUUCAACUUCUCCAAGGACAAUGUAUUGGAAGUGAGCAACAGAGAUUUCCUGAAAUCUUGUCGCUUUGGCCCCAAGAAUCGCUACUGCCCCAUCUUCCAUUUGGGGUCCGUGGUCCGCUGGGCAGGGAGCAGCUUCCAGGACAUAGCCCUGGAGGGUGGUGUGAUAGGAAUUCAUAUUGAAUGGGACUGUGACCUUGAUAAAGCUGCCUCUGCAUGCAACCCACACUAUUAUUUUAACCGUCUGGACAAUAAGCAUACAAAGUCUGUCUCCUCUGGAUACAACUUCAGGUUUGCCAGAUAUUACAGAGAUGCAGCAGGAGUCGAGUUCCGCAACCUGAUGAAAGCCUAUGGGAUCCGCUUCGAUGUGAUAGUUAAUGGCAAGGCGGGAAAGUUCAGCAUCAUCCCCACAAUCAUCAACGUGGGCUCUGGCCUGGCACUGAUGGGCGCUGGGGCUUUCUUCUGUGACCUGGUUCUCAUCUACAUCCUCAAAAAGAGGGAGUUUUACCGUGAUAAGAAGUACGAGGAAGUGAGGGGCCGAGAGGACAGGGCCAAGGUAAUAGAGCCUGGGCUGCUGGAGGACGAGCCGCCAGGGGGAAGGCGGGAGGAGCAGCCCCCUGCACCACCCAGGAGCAGCAACUGGCAGCAGAAUGGUCCCAUGGGCCUGCAGCAACUUGGGUCAGCCAGGUCUGGCCUCCAGGAAAAUGCCAAGGUGAAUGCAGAGCAGCUGCAGACCCUGCAGACAGUGAAGAUGUAGUCAGAAUUGACUGAGAGCAGAUUUGAAAACAGUGGAGCCAGAAUGGUCCAAACUCUGAACUGGGAAGAGGUGUCCUUGAGCCUUUACUGGACAGGGGCUUCUUGGGAAAGCCAUCUCUCCUGCACUUUGGGAUCCUGCUACAAGCUUUUUAUCGUGUGGAGAGAGCCUCCUGGCAGCCAGAGAAGCUCAGAUCCCGAAGAGGAGACCCUGGGGCAGGCGCCCAGGGAAGGGACAGGCCAGAGGCCUGAGAACCUGACUGGACAUGCAUUCAUUCAUAUCUGCAGUAAACAUGUACUGAAGUGUGCUAUGUGCUGGGCCAUAUCUAAGAGAUGCUUAAAUGAGACACUGAGCUGGUCUUUAGGGAUUGGACACACAUGUAACUUCAUUUAGAGCCAUUAUAGCCAGCUCUGGCCUUCUUCCAGCCUCUAGCUAAGACUUUUACAAGUCUCUGUAGAGACUGAUGCUUGCUUAGAAAAAGCCUCCAAGGGGACAUUUGGCCCUACCCCAGGUAUACAAUUUAAAGGUGGUCAAGGAGGCAUCUGGGAAGGGACUGAAUCAGUCAGGAAGUAGAGAGACCAACUGCAAGGCUUCCAGAUAAGAUGAGGAAGGGGAGACAGGGAGGCCCUCAGACUCAGGAAACUCUGGGAAUAUGCAUUUGUCCGUACGGUUUAGCUUUGCUUUUUAUGGGGCUCACCCUCCUUUCUCCUUAAAGACUUGUCUGAAGUGCUAGUGAGAUAAAGGAUGACUCUUUCUGGGCAUGUUUAAAGUUAUAGGGAGGUCCUCGCUCCCCAACCUCUGCCUCACCUUCCCUACACCAAUCCCAUUCACUCUACUCCACAGACCUCUCGGGCUGAAGAGCCCAGCUACUCAAAAUGGGGUCCAUGGGUCAGCUGCGUUUCCAGGAAGCUGGUUAGAACCCAAGUCUCAGGCCUACCAAAACAGAACCUGUGUCUCCACAAGAUCCUGAAGUUAUUUUCAAGCACAUUAUUGUUUCAGGAGUCCUGGUUCUGAGCAGGGAAGGUCUCGGUUAGACUUACACUCGUGCUGCCUUGAGGGUACCUCUCC